Molecule: messenger RNA, 2015 nt
Organism: Oldenlandia corymbosa var. corymbosa
Lineage: Eukaryota; Viridiplantae; Streptophyta; Magnoliopsida; Gentianales; Rubiaceae
Source: the annotation of a GenBank genome assembly
CCCGGAUUUCCAAGACUCUCGAAUCAAUGAGCCUUUUGGUUACGCCAAGUUAGAUCGGUUCGCUCUUUUAACUCGAUUAUCAGUGGUCGGUCCACCGCUUCAACAACCUUUCCUCCUCCACAAGCCACCGGACAAAUUUGUUACUUCCACGGAAGAAACCCUAAUUUCUAAUUCCCGAGACACAUAAACUAAUCAGUAAUCGAAAAGGAAGUGAUUCAAAGUUACGAAAUCAAGAGAAUGGUGGGCACGAACUUGAAAGCAGACACAAUGAAGCUAAUGGAGCAGAGGAGCGGAUUGGAGGCUGAAAUGAACGUCAUUAUCGAACGUCUCACCCAGCCCGGCGGUCCUGGCCUUUCCGGAAACCUUGUUGAUUCUGAGGGAUUUCCCAGGUCUGAUAUUGAUAUUCCUUCUGUGAGAGCUGAUCGUCUCAGGCUUUCUGUGCUGCGUAAUGACCACAAAGAUAUCACGGAGAAAAUAAACCAGAACAUUCAAGUCUUGCAUUCCGCAAGGCUUACUUCGGCAAGUAAAGAGACAGGUGAUGCUGGUACUACUGAUUUGGCCCCUUCUGGGACUUAUUCCACAAACGCUCCUGCAAGUGCUUUUAAUUUUGAUGUCAUUGUGAGCAGACCCUUUGCUAUGGUUGAUGAAAUAUCCGAAGCAUCACCAGCUGCAGAAGAUGGCUUGCAACUUGGGGAUCAAGUUCUGAAGUUCGGGACUGUAGAAUAUGGUGAAAAUCUAUUGCAAAGACUUGCUGCUGAAGUGCAGUCGAAUCAAGGGCAUGCAGUUCCAAUGCUGAUCUUGAGGCAGGGAGCUAAAGUCAACUUAACAGUGACACCAAGAGCCUGGCAGGGACGUGGCCUUAUGGGAUGUCAUUUCCAGAUCAUAUAAUGGACUGCAGUUGCUGUUGUAGAUCUUUGGUUGGAACAACAUGCUCCUGCUAAAUUUUUGCGUCAUGGGAAGCAUAGUUAAUCUUCAGAACUGUUUUUCUAUUUCUCCCUUAGUAAUCGCAUCUCCAUGGGCACAAAGCGGGCGAAUGUUUUAUAUUUGUUUACCGCGUAAAUGAUUAGCACACUUGUGGAAUAUCGGAUACCUGGAUCAACAACCCUAAUGAAUUUUUUUUUGUUCUAGUUAGUGAUUUGAUUUCAUUGAGUUUUCUCUCGGUUUUGUAUCACAAAAGAAAACUAGUCCACUAGGUGAAACAAGAAAUAUGCUUAGAGAAAACAAAACAAUCACAUAUCUAAAGCAAAACAAUAACAUUGUAAGCAUCCUGGAAGAAUGCUAGGAUAAUCAAAACGCCAAAUCAAUCUGUUUUUGUUCGAUGAAAGAAGAGAUUUCCGACAAACACAUGAAUUGGAUUUCCUUUUGUCCAAAUUCAUCAAUUACAAUUUGAAGAACAACUAGGUCAGAAACACAAUGCCAAAAGGGUGGCAUCGGCUGGAACUCGUGGAAGUCUGUUUCGAAUAAUGAUCACCUGUCCCCCACGUCUCCGAGGAUUGGACAUUGUUUCCGCAACUCUUCUUCUAAUGGUGAUCACCUUUCUGGGAGGACGUCUCUCAGAACCGGACGCUGUUUCUGCAACUCUCUCUCUAAUCACAAUCCUACGCUGCCCAUGAAUCUCAGAACCGGGCGUGGUUUGCGGAUUUCCGAUCCGGAAUCUUGAGACACCAUCAUCAGCAACGCGGAACAUCAGUUUGAGCCGCUUCACAGGGUUGCGCUGCUCACCCUCGUCGUCGUCCACCGCCAGACUCCGACCGCCGUCGACCUCCUCAUCCACAGCUUUCUUGACAUCCUCAGAGAGCGCCAUCACAACUAGUAGCCCUUAAUUUCUCUCUUAGAAUCGGUUUGGAAGUUUCCAAAUUGCGAGCUUAUCGGAAUAGAGAGAGAGAGCGAGAGAUAAAUCUUGUGCAAAAGCAGAGGUGAACUUGGUUUAUAUAGGCCACGUUAAGGUCGGUGGCGUUCGUUUCCUAGUUUUACUUGAAUUUGGACAACUUGGGAAUUUGGCAAUCUAAUUAAUC